AUGAAGGUAAAAAUGAUAAGCCGUAAUCCGGACGAAUAUGUCCGUGAAACAAAACAUGAACACCACAAAUUACCUCGUAAUUACGAUCCUUCUCUGCAUCCAAUGGAAUCGGCCCGUGAAUAUGUUCGCGCCUUAAAUGCCACCAAAUUGGAAAGAGUAUUUGCCAAACCAUUUGUUGGCAAUUUAAGUGGUCAUCGUGAUGGUGUAUCGUGUUUUGGUAAACACCCAAAACGUUUGUCAACCUUGACGAGUGGUGCGUAUGAUGGUGAGGUGCGGGUCUGGGAUUUGGCAAAUCGUGAAAGUGUCCGUAGUUUUGUGGCUCAUGAGGGAUUUGUGCGUGGUAUCUGUUACGAUGUUUCGGGAGAACGUUUCUUCACUGUGGGCGAUGAUAAAAAUAUCAAGGUAUGGAAUUCAAAUGCACCCGAUGUUGGUGAAGAUGAAGAACCGAUAAAUACGAUACUAAGUCGUACCAUGAUAACGGGUAUAACACAUCAUCGUAAAGAACCGAAAUUUGCAACAUGUGGUGAAUAUUGUUCCAUUUGGGAUGAGAGUAGAAAUGAUCCACUGAAGAAUUUGAAAUGGGGUGUUGAUACACUACAUGCAGUGGCUUUUAAUCCCGUGGAGACAUCAGUGUUGGCUUGUUGUGGCAGUGAUCGUUCAAUUAUAUUUUAUGAUCAACGUGAAGCGAAUCCCGUAAGGAAAAUGGUAUUGACAAUGAAGAGCAACAAAUUGGCAUGGAAUCCCAUGGAGGCAUUUAAUUUUACGGUGGCCAAUGAGGAUUGCAAUUUAUACACCUUCGAUACCCGCCAGCUGAGAAAUCCUCUCAAAAUCCACUUUGAUCACGUGUCCGCCGUCACCGAUGUCGAUUAUUCUCCAACCGGUAAAGAAUUCGUCUCUGGCAGCUACGAUAAAACCAUACGCAUCUACAAUGUCCACCAAAGUCAUUCACGUGAUAUUUAUCAUACAAAACGUAUGCAACAUAUUGUUUGUGUUGCAUGGUCAUUGGAUAACCGCUACGUAUUUACCGGUUCCGACGAGAUGAAUAUACGUAUGUGGAAAGCUAAAGCCGCCGAGAAAUUGGGUGUUAUACGUCCUCGUGAACGUGUUGCAUUCAAUUAUCAGGAAGCUUUGAAAGAGAAAUAUGCCGCUCAUCCACAAAUUAAACGUAUUGCUAGACAUCGUCAAGUACCACGUCACGUGUUGAAUUCACAGAAGAAAAUGCGUGCCGUUAAGGAUAAGGAAUUGCGUAAGGAAGCUAAUGUCCGUAAUCAUUCGAAACCGGGCACCGUGCCAUUUGUGGCGGAGAAAAAGAAGGCUGUACUAAAAGAGGAGGUGUGA
Musca vetustissima is the source of this 1338-nucleotide messenger RNA. RefSeq names its product DDB1- and CUL4-associated factor 13. Gene Ontology annotation, cellular component: nucleolus; small-subunit processome. Gene Ontology annotation, molecular function: protein binding. NCBI's taxonomy places the organism in Eukaryota, Metazoa, Arthropoda, Insecta, Diptera, Muscidae. The coding region runs from base 1 to 1338 and encodes 445 amino acids. The transcript has 3 exons. The record is from RefSeq and is a predicted model, not a curated record. Gene Ontology annotation, biological process: maturation of SSU-rRNA from tricistronic rRNA transcript (SSU-rRNA, 5.8S rRNA, LSU-rRNA).